Molecule: messenger RNA, 4041 nt
Organism: Pungitius pungitius (ninespine stickleback)
Lineage: Eukaryota; Metazoa; Chordata; Actinopteri; Perciformes; Gasterosteidae
Gene: mnta
Product: MAX network transcriptional repressor a
Exons: 6
Coding region: 340-2178 (612 amino acids)
Biological process (GO): regulation of transcription by RNA polymerase II
Molecular function (GO): protein dimerization activity; RNA polymerase II cis-regulatory region sequence-specific DNA binding; DNA-binding transcription factor activity, RNA polymerase II-specific
Source: RefSeq, a predicted model, not a curated record
CGAUCGGAGGUUUGUAACACGGUUGUUAAUCCAUUCCGAAUAAUGUCCGUGUUUUGCCCCUUUUUCUCUGGGAGGGAGCGCGUCCCGUGGCCCGUGGGCGGUUACGAGCGCUGUGCGUGAUUCACAAACCUUAUUUGUUCGUACUACUUUGAGCGCCAUCUUGUUUGUAACUCUUCUACGUAAGUGGUAGAGUUCCUACCGAGGGGGGUAUCCGAUUACCCUUUUUUCCCGGCGUUAGUCUGGAAACCUCUCCCUGUAGGGCGCGUAUUGCAUUUGCUUUGUCUCCUAUUCAAAAAAAAAAAAAAGAAAAGAAGCCGCAGUCUUUCCAACUGGACAGAAAUGAGCAUCGAAACGCUUCUGGAAGCAGCCAAGUUUUUGGAAUUGCAAGCCCAGCAACAACAUAAAGCACGCGAGGAUGAACGAAAGGAAAAGCAACGUCUGGAGCAGCUGGCGGAGCAGCGGCACUGUGAUGUGAACCAUAACUCAACGCUCCACAUCAACAAUGUUGCUAAAGUGGAGGAGCGCCGCCCGGUGCCCGUCCCGCCCUCUGUGGCUCCUCCCCCCCCCGUGUCCAUCACCGUCAUCCCCAUCCCCGUCGUCGCCCCCAACCCCGCGGGCUCACCCGCCCUGCCCGUCGCCGCGCUCUCCCCUCCGGCCGCCGCGGUCCUGCCGCGCUCUCCCCAAACCAGACCGGACCACACGACCUCUGUGCUGACCGCCAACCACAAGCAGCUGAUGCAGAACCACCAGAACCACCAGCAGCACCCCCCCCAUCAGCAGCAGCAGCAGCACCAGCAGCUCAUCGCCCAAACGCCCACCGCCAAACUCCAGCAGCAGACGCACCAGCAGCUGGUUCACCGCUACCCGGGCUCCAUCGUCUCGCCCCCCCAGCAACACGCCUUACUCCCCCAGCCGGGCCCCGCGGUCCAGCAGGCGCCGCUGCAGAACGGCCUGGUCAGCCGGGGCAGCCCUCCGGACGACGGCCGCCAGCUGGACAGGAAGAGGCCCGGAGGGGCAGGCACAAGAGAAGUGCAUAACAAGCUUGAGAAAAACAGACGAGCACAUUUGAAGGAGUGCUUUGAGACGCUGAAGAAGAACAUCCCCAACAUCGACGAGAAGAAGACCUCCAACCUGAGUGUGCUGAGAAGUGCGCUGAGAUACAUUCAGACGUUGAAGCGCAAAGAGAAGGAGUACGAGCACGACAUGGAGCGGCUGGCCAGGGAGAAGAUCGCCACACAGCAGCGAUUAGCGGAGCUGAAGAACGAGCUGAGCCAGUGGAUGGACGUGAUCGAAAUCGACCGCGUCCUCCGGCAGACGGUGCAGCCGGAGGAGGACCAGGCGUCCACCUCCACGGCCUCGGAAGGCGAGGACGUCCUGGACGAGGACAUGGAGGAUGAGACCGCUCCGCCGAGAGCACCGGCUGCCUUGCCCGCCGUGCCUCCGACCAUGAAACCCGGGCCGCACGUAACUGCCAUAACCCCCCAGGCCCCAACCCUGAUACCCACCACUGCCUCCUUCAUCACCCAACACAUCUCCAUCCAGCACCAAGUCCCUCUGCACCACCCUCAGCUCCAGCCGCUGGCAGUGACCCCCCCGCAGCCGGUGUCCAAGACCGCGGCCCCGCCCAGCAGCACCCGCCUCGCCCCCGGGCAGCCCUUGAUGCCCACCCACACGCAGGUGGUGAGCGCCUCCAGCCUGCACCCCACGGUCAUCGCCCGGGCUUCAGUGUCCCACCCGUCGGUGAUCCAAGCGGUCAACCACGUCAUCCACGGGGGGGGUCCCAAACACAUCGCCCACCUCGCUCCAUGCACGACCAGCAGCAGCAGCAUCAGCGGCGGUGGCGGCGUCCACUUAGCCCCCGGCCACCAGCCCAUCGGCCACAUCACCGUGCACCCGGUGGCUCACCUGAGCCAGCACUUGCCCGCCCUCUACCCGCAACCGGUGGCGGUCACACAGUCGGCCGUGGUCGGUCACAUCACCCACACGCUGAACCACGCCCACGCGCACGUGAACGGCGCCGCGACCGGCCAGCCCGCUGCCACCAUGGUCGGCAAGCAGACCGCAGUGAGCACCCAGAUGGUGGCCCACCACCCACAGCUGGUGGGUCAAGCGGUGCUCAACCCUGUGACAAUGGUGACCAUGCCCUCCUUCCCCAUCAGCACCCUGAAGCUGGCUUGAACACUGCCGGCAGGACCACCAGGCUGGGAGACGGAGACAGGGAGGGGGGAAGAGGAGGGGGGAGCCACAGGCCUCAGACCUCAGACCAGGCUGCCGGCGAGUCAUCAAGAAGCAGAACAUUCCUUCAACAGAACCUCUUUCCAUACGCGUCCACCACAGGGUCCUGAAAUCUUGAUCGUAGAUUUAGGGACAUUGUUGGAAGUCGUCAUGUUGAGUGUGUGUGUGUGUUUGUGUUUGUGUGUGUGGGUGUGUGUGUGUGGGUGGGUGGCAAUUUACGGGCAGAUGAAUUAGACCUUCACAGGUCACCCGUGUGGCAUGAGCUUUCGAAGAAGCUGCUCCUUGGAGCCAGACGUUGCCACGCGAGGGCAGUCUCCCCCCACGGCAGCGCCCUGUGGCAGGGUCCACGUAGGUACCGGCCCGGGUGGUUAGAACGCCAGCACGCCGCCGUGGAUGAACCAGUAGUAGAUCAUGUGUUUGAGAGGCUACGCCGUGAGCUCCUUGAGCGAGACCCGUCACAACCCGCGCGCUGGGAUUGUGAUUUAGGGGCGUGCCUCCUCCCCCCCCCCCCCCCCCCUAGAGGAGGCGCGUGCUGCCGGGCUGCAGGGAAACCACGGACUGAAGCCUGAACAGAAGCUGCAGACCUCGGCGGCGACGGUGCAUACAGCAACAGCGCGCCCUGCUGGCUGUCUUAAAGUCGUGAGGAUUUAAAAGAUCCAGUUAAGUAAUUUGUCGAUGGGUAAUUAAAAGAGCAACUUAAAUUAACACAAUAUGCAGAUUUGCCAGGCUUUGGUUUUAAGUGUUGGACACUCAAAUUGUUACUUUCUGCUCACUGAGCACAAGUAAAUUAAAGGAUGAAGUUAUGUUUUUUGUCACAGCUGCUAUGUAAUUCUUUUUUUUUAAAUUUCUUUUAAAAUUUUCUGUUUUUGCCAAAUAGAAUAGUUUUAGAUGCCCCUUAAAUGUAAACACGACAACACAGCAGUGUGUUUAAAUACUAAACGUGUGAUAAACAAACCGGGACGCUCCGAAGCGAGGGGGGGUGUUCCCGGGUUUUGAAUGUGAAUACAUUAAAAAAAAAAAGUCCAUAAAAGGUAGUUAGGCGAGUUUCUUUGGUAGGAUGUGACGGUUAGGGAUCAUGUGGAAGGCAAGGAGCCGCUCAUCCUUUUCCAAAGAGCACUGUGAACAUUUCUGUGGUCUCCGUGAGCAGCAGUUUAGCGUAGCACUUGUUCUCCUUGUUUCAUCUGAAUGUACUUGUCUAUGAAAGCGGUGGAGCAGUGCACUCGUCCCAAGUUAAGCCCCCCCCGCCCCUUUUUUUUUAAAAACAACAAAUGCGAUUACUUUAUUAAAGUAUGUUGUGUAACAUUUAAAGAUGAUUUUGUAUUUUAAGACUUACUGUUGCUUGUUUCAUCUGGAGAAUGUUUUUUUUUUAAUGUUCAGACGAAUUGAUAUUGGUAUUUCAAAGUAUGGAUUGUUUUUUCACCUGGGACCAUGUACAGUGCUGUAAAUCAUGGAGGUCUCUUCCCCCUUGAUGUUACAUUUGGAAAGAAAGUAUUCUCCCCGUGAUUGUUACCUAUUUUGUUCUGAUGCAAUAUGAUUAAAGCGGGGAAUCUUAGUUUUGACGAAAUAGUUGCGUAGAUAAAGUAACUUUUUUUUUCAUCCUCAUGUUAUGCAAAUGAUAUUGUGGCAAAACAAAAUGUGUACAAACAGGGAUUCAGAUGCUUGAAGAAGCGACAAUAUACUUGUGUGUUUUCCCUAUGGAGAAAGUUUAAGUUGUAUAUAGCCUGUAAUUGUUGGGCUGCAUUUAGAUCUAAUUGUAUUAUGUAAAAAGCUGGGGAAAGUAUGUAAAAUAAAAAUUUAUAAAAAAUA